AUUUGAAAGCAGCCAUUGAUAUAGAGCCCGGUGAUGUGUUGAUUGAGGAAUCACCACUCUUGGUGACAACACACUGGGAGUGUGAACAAAUGAAAUGUGCCAAAUGUUGUGAGGAUUCGUUUGUAAUUUGCAAAAAAUGUAAUUUCUUUCCCUUGUGCAUGGACUGUACCGAACACGAUCCCUUCGAAUGUGAAUUUUUCAGCAAUGCGACAAAGGCAAUUUCCAAAAAUCUCCUCGUAAAUAAUUAUGCCCUGAAUUCGAUUAUAAAACUUUUGAUGGUUAUUGAAAAUCCCAAAACCAUGGAUUCCUGUACAAAUUUAACUCCGCAUAAUUUCAAGCUGAAUGAAUAUCGUGAUACGGACAUGUGGAUGGAUCAUUUGACAAAUAUUGUUCAGCCAAUUUUACAUAGUGGUCUAAUGGAUUGUAUGAGGAAUCUGCAAAAAGCCAAAGUCGAUAUGAAAGAUGCAGAUUUUUUACAUAAGCUGUGUAUACUGAUCGAUGCGAAUGCCUUUGAGGUGUCGAGUAAGGUGACAGGAGAUUCGUUGAAGGGGUUGUAUAUACAUGCUUCGAAAAUGCCACAUCAUUGUGUACCGAAUACCGCGACCGCUAUUGAUGAUGAUUAUAAUAUGAAAAUAUAUGCAGCGGUGCCGAUUAAGAUGGGAGAUGUUAUUUAUAAUUCCUAUACGAAUCCAUUGAUGGGUACUGUACAAAGACAACAUCACCUGCGCCUAACCCGUCACAUUGAAUGCCAAUGUUUCCGUUGCAUGGAUCCCACCGAACUGAAUACCCACAUGAGCUCGAUUAAGUGUAAACAAUGCCCGGAGGGUUAUGCCAUUUGUGCCCACGGCAAAUGGCUGUGUUUGGACUGCAAUGCCAUCACAGAUGCUGUGAUGGCUCAAAAACUGCUCAUACAAGCCUCUGAGGAAAUUGGUAAUGCCAAUGGCGAUGUCAUGACCUAUGAAGAACUGUUGCGUAAAUAUGCCUCCGAUUUCCAUCCAAAUCAUUUUCUGAUGAUUGACAUCAAGCAGAAUAUUGCAACGGUACUGAGGGCAGUUCUGAUAAAUUCUAUGCGGGAACCAAAUAAAGAUAUUCUGCGUCGACGUUUGGAAUUGUGUGAAGAAAUAUUGCCCGUGGUGAAGGCAGUUAUACCCGGCUAUUCAAAGCUAUAUGCCAUUGCUUUGUAUGAAUAUUUAUUGUCAUUCCUGGAAUUGGCGGAAUUGGAUUUUCGCAGCAAGGAAAUACCUAAGGAUUUGUAUAUUGAAAAAUUACAUGUUGCCCUUGAAAUUGCCAUGGAAUCCAAAGAGCUGUUAUCCUUUGAACCGCCAAACUCACCGGAAGGCCAUUUGGUAAGGCGCAUUGCCAUACAGCAGGAACACAUUGAGGAGAGUUUAAGUAAAUUUGAACAUAAAUAG
Messenger RNA from Musca vetustissima, 1412 nucleotides. It is a transcript of the gene SmydA-7, whose product is annotated as SET domain-containing protein SmydA-8. The transcript has 4 exons. The record is from RefSeq and is a predicted model, not a curated record. Lineage: Eukaryota; Metazoa; Arthropoda; Insecta; Diptera; Muscidae. Bases 90 to 1412 code for a protein of 440 amino acids. Gene Ontology annotation, molecular function: protein binding.